GUGCAUAAAUUACACGAACAAAAUACAUAGAACAGAGGGAGAAGUAAGAUUUGAUUUCUUUUAUAUCCGACUUUGUUGUGUUUAGGAAUUUUUUAUUUCCCCUCCUUUUUUUUCCUGAAUUUGCACUGUUAAGUGUUAACCAGUUCUUCAUCCUCGCGCCGCCGCCUUCGAGCCACACAGUGACCGUACGCUGCUGCCCCAUAUUUAUCCUCAUUGAUGUUGAGAAGCUGCUUUUUAUGUCAUAAUGGGCUUUGAGAGUCUGAAGUUUGGAAAUGGGCCCAAGGAGCUUGGUGGCUCUGUUGAUCUCAUAAGUCACUACAAACUUUGGCCUCAUCAUGAAUUCUUCUGCAAGAAAUCACUUCCAUUGUCAAUAUCAGAGACAAAUUACCUUCAUAAUGUCGUAGGAGAUAGAGAAAUAAGAAAAGGAGAUGGAAUGGAGCUGGAUCAAUUGUUUCAGGAUGUUACACUACCCAGAAAGCAAAAUCGAUGCAUUCAUCCAUUUGGCUUAGAUGUCUUGACAGAUGUCUUUCAUAUGCAGGAAGCUUCAGCUGCUAAAUUGUCUUCACCAGAUAGAGGAACUCCUACCGCUGUUUUGAUGUUAGGAAACAAAGCCAAGGAGAGACGCCACAAGAAAGAUAGAAAAGGGGAAAAGCAUAAAAGUAAACAACUUAAAUUGCACAAGCAUCAAUCAAAGCGUAACAUUGAUGAUGAAGCUAGGGGAAAGAACACUAUUAGAUUUCAGAACAAUGGUCCUGAUCCCUUGAAGAACCGAGAAAAGAAGAGGCAGCGUGAUGGGAGUCAGCAUGAUUCAAGUCAGUAUGCUUCACGUGCAUCCACAGGCAUGAAGUAGAAGAGGUUUGGAUAAAAGGGCCUCAUCUUAAGUAGACACCUUAAUCGGCAGCAGAUUUGCUUCUGGGAUUUUAACUCACAAACUGAAGUUUUCCAGUUGAAUCGAUUAUCAGAGUACAUCUUGUUCUGUCAUUCUUGUUUUGGAAUUUCUGGUACAGUAAGCAACGAGUUUCCUUUCAAGUCUCUUCUCUAAUGCUGUUGUAUUUUGAAUAUUAUCCAUCGUUCUCUGUACCAAGUUGUGUUUUUUAUGACGACCUUCUAUUGACAAUGAAGAUACGUCUGAGGUAUUUUGUGACGGUGCCUUGCAAUUAUAUUGGAUAUGGAUAUAAUUUUGGAAA
Messenger RNA from Amaranthus tricolor (Joseph's coat), 1187 nucleotides. Its product is annotated as mediator of RNA polymerase II transcription subunit 19a-like. Gene Ontology annotation, cellular component: mediator complex. The record is from RefSeq and is a predicted model, not a curated record. Gene Ontology annotation, biological process: positive regulation of transcription by RNA polymerase II. Lineage: Eukaryota; Viridiplantae; Streptophyta; Magnoliopsida; Caryophyllales; Amaranthaceae. Gene Ontology annotation, molecular function: transcription coregulator activity; transcription factor binding. The coding region runs from base 245 to 850 and encodes 201 amino acids. The transcript is spliced from 6 exons.